AUGGGGCCAGUAUUGGUUGCUGUAGCUCCCAUGUUCUUAGCAAUAGCAUGCAUGUCGUUAUCACUUAUUCGUCUUCUUGGCAUUACUAAUCAUACUAGAAGGCAUGAUGAGUACGGAGGUCCCAACAACAACGGCAAUCUGAAGCCAGCACUCAUCUUGUUCUACAGCCUGGUGCUCGCUCAAGCGCCAAUUAGCAGUGGACUACUUAAGUCCAUCAAGAAUGAUGAAACAACAGUUGAGAUUAUUGUGAGGGAAUCCUUACGCGUGGUGUGCAAGCUUACCACCAGCGGGACAGAAGGUGCACAGAGCAGUAGGAAAUUAUGCCAUGAAUUAACAACAACAACAAAAUAUGGCAGGACAGCUGAAAACAUACUUUGGGUCUUGAGCAACAGUAGCGACCAAGAAAUGGCAGAGAGAGCUACUGAAAUCCUCUCAAGGCUAACUCUGAGUAAAGAAACAAUGAGCGACUUUGUUGUCGUGCUGCAACGCCUACUUAUGGAGCCUCAGGACAGCCCACUGAGAGUGAGAACUGAGGCAGGGAAAGCACUGAGCGCCCUUGUAAGAUCCCAUGGGGACGAGUUUCGUGACAAGUUUCCAGACAUUCAGCAGAUGGUCACAAUUAUGGGUGCUGCUGAUGAUGCAUACUGUAAGGAGUACCGGGUGGUGACGGCAGAGAUGUUGGCAAAACUUUGUGCCAAGUCCACAGCAGAUGAUCGGGAUAGGAACCUCCUCAGCUCAGUAGCGUCCAACGCAUUGUCCACGGUACUUAAAGCGAUAGUAACUGAAACUGGCAUGGACAUGAGGUUUCUCGCGUCGUUCUUAGGCCUUGCAGUGCAGAUCUGUGAGAAGCUCGCGACCGCGGAGGCUUUUGCGGAUGCGGUGACAGGGCUGCUUCCAAUGGGGAACAAUGUUUUUGCAGAGAAGCUGGAGAGGAUCAUCGAUGAGGUGACGAACGACAGCGACGAUGAAAUUUGCCUGGCGAUCAUGAAGUCCGUGACUAAGCUGGUUACGUGGGUGGCAGAAAUCGACACCGCCAUCAGCCCUGCUUAUUUGGACUACUUCCGGCAGGUGAACAUUGUUCAGAAACUGGACGCCGCCGUGGAGGCCAUGGCUCACCUAGAAAGGUACGUGGUUAUGACCGGCGGUGCUGAUGAGAAGGAAGGUCAUGUGACGCUUCAGACGCUUGUGGAAACAGCCAAGAACAAGUUGGAUUCACAGCAGCAGCAGAGUUAG
Messenger RNA from Miscanthus lutarioriparius, 1233 nucleotides. The record is from the annotation of a GenBank genome assembly. Lineage: Eukaryota; Viridiplantae; Streptophyta; Magnoliopsida; Poales; Poaceae.